Trametes versicolor FP-101664 SS1 is the source of this 2449-nucleotide messenger RNA. RefSeq names its product Mpp10 protein. The transcript has 5 exons. Gene Ontology annotation, biological process: rRNA processing. The coding region runs from base 60 to 2366 and encodes 768 amino acids. Lineage: Eukaryota; Fungi; Basidiomycota; Agaricomycetes; Polyporales; Polyporaceae. The record is from RefSeq and is a predicted model, not a curated record. Gene Ontology annotation, cellular component: nucleus; Mpp10 complex; sno(s)RNA-containing ribonucleoprotein complex.
CGUUCACUCACUUUUCGACUCUUGGCACGGCCGACCGUUCUGCUCAGACUUGCUUCAGCAUGGCCGACGCAGGCCCUUCUAACACCACAAACGCGGCCCAGGAGUCGUCUCUCCCGCCGCAGCUGGAGAGUCUCUCGAAGCUCAUUGCGGAGCAGCCAGAGGCACUCGCUACCGGCGCGGACGACCUUCGGAGAACAGCUUUGGAAGCUGCCAAAUACAUCUUCGACCUCGCUCUGCAGACCGAGGAGCGUUCGCGCAUAAUUGUCAAUGACCUCCUCACCUCCAUUGCCCCGGAGAACGCCCCGGAGACGCGCUCGCAGAAACGGAAGCGCGGGAAGACCCCUUCCCCACAGCCCGAGACUGUCAUUAACCUCAUGAAGGAGACACCGAUCGGCGAGCUCUUUGUGGACGGCAUGAGCGACGAGCAGGUCUGGGCGCAGCUCGAGCUGCGCGCGCAGAACAUGUGCGAAGUGCUGGACUACGCGCUGGACGGGCCGGCGGAGGGGGCGGAGAGCGACAGCGAGGACGACGAGCGGAAGCUGAAGAAGAUGCGCCAGGCCCUCAUUGACGAGGGCUUUGACCCAGCAGAGCUGGAGGAUUUGGGGCUUGACGAGGGGGAUUCAGAAGACGAGGAGGACAGCGAGGAUGACGAUGAAGAUGAGGAUGAUGACGAAGAGGAGGAUGAAGAGAGCGAAGAGGAUGACGGUGAGGACGCGGACUUGGGUGAGGGUGUGGAGGAGCUACGGGACCCGUCCGACGAAGACGACGAUGACGACCCGGAGAUCGGCGAGCCUUCGUUCCUCAAUGGCGGAAAGCGGACAGUAAAGGUCAAGCCAAGACGGGGCGGACAUCCUGUGCUCGACGAUGGUUUCUUUGACCUAGCGGCGUUCAAUGCGGAAGUCGAAGCCGCAGAGUCGAAGAAGGUCUCAAGAGGCAGGCUGAGCAAGGAUGAUGAUGACGACGAAGACGAAGAUGAGGAGGACGAGGACAUCGACUACUUUGCCUCUGUGGACGAUAGUGCCGCAUUCGACGAAGAGGAUUUGGAGGACGCAGGAGGCGAACUUCGCUACCGGGACUUCUUCGAACCUCCAAGUCGAGUAAAGCCCCCGAAGCCGGCAAAGGCGAGUAAACCUAUCGAGCGACCAACCCCGUCUAAGGGCAAGGUACGCUUCCACGAAGAGGUUCGCGUGAAGACGAUCAAGGCCAAGGGCAAGAACCUCCCUGUCGCAUCCAUGUUCUACGAGGACGACGACGAGGAGGAGGAAGAGGAGGAAGAAGACGAGGAGGGUGAAGGGCUCAGUUUCGAUAUCGAGGAGGAUAUGGAAGACGAAGACGCUAUGCUGGGCUCGGGCUCGGAGGAGUUUGAAGAUGGCGACGAAGACGAGUCAAUGGAGGGCGACGAAAGUGAUGCUGGAUACGAGACGAUGGAGCGUCUCAAGGACGACCUCUUUGCGGACGACGAGGAUGACAUGCCGCAAGAAGGUCUGUCGACAUACGAAAAGCGGAUGGCAGCCUUGCGCGACGAGAUUGCGACUCUUGAGUCCGAGAACGUCGGGAAGAAAGACUGGACGCUGAUGGGUGAGGCGUCAUCACGGACACGACCUCAGAACUCGCUCCUCGAGGAGGACCUGGAGUUCGAGCGCCUCAUGAAGUCUGUCCCUAUCAUCACGGAGGACGUGGUCCAUAGUCUGGAGGAGCGUAUUAAGGCGCGUAUUCUCGACAACCAGUUCAACGACGUUGUGCGGAAACGACCAGUGGACGACAAGCCGUUCUUGCCAUCACGGUUCUUCGAGCUUCAAGACACCAAGUCCAAGCAGUCUCUCGCGGAGAUCUAUGAGGACGAGUACACCACCGCGCAGGCGGGCGGUGUCGCUGGUGAGGACCGCGAUGGAAAGCUCAAGAAGGAGCACCAGGAGAUCGAGAAGCUCUGGGAGGGCAUUUGCGGCAAGCUCGAUGCGCUAUGCAACGCACAUUUCACGCCCAAGGCUCCCAAAGCGACGAUCACCUCGGUUUCCAAUGUCGCAGCCGCAAGCCUCGAGUCUGCGCUUCCGACAACCAAGGCGACUUCGACUAUGCUCGCUCCGGAGGAAGUCUUCGCGCCUUCGGCAAGCGAUCUCCGCGCGCGCAGCGAGCUCACGCCUGCGGAGAAGCGGGCGCUUCGCAACAAGCACAAGAAGGCGAAGAAGAAAGUGCACGACGCGAUCCAAAAGACCUCGGAGAAGAUGGGGCGGCCAAGGGGCGUCGGAGACGUCAAGCGACAAAAGGACGCCGCGCUCAAGACCCUCGUCAAGAGUGGCAAGGGCGUCACCGUCGUCGGGAAGAAGAGCAAGGAGGUGGAGGGCAAGCGCGGAACGGGCAAGAGCUGAUCUGUUCCGCGGUUGCAUGUUGUACGACGCCAUUUAUUUUACCUCAUCUCUACUCGCAUAUUCGUCGCAAUGUACGAGUCCAU